AAAACUAAGGCGACCUGUUAGUACACUUAACCAAUGUCCUGCGUACAUGUCGAAGUGAUGCACAUCCCAGGCACUUCAUACAACAGAGUUUUAUUUAUUUACUUCUUCACGUCUUCUUGUUCUAACUAAGUUUCAUGAAAAAGAACUUUCACCAUCAUGUCUUUCACAGACGAAAACAACGAGAGAGCACCUCUCCUUGGGGGAGAAAAUCACCAAAACAUGGGCAAGAAGGACGAAGCAAAGACAGCGAAUGAGAAUGGGGGUUACGGCGGAGUGAAGUCCUCUGGAGUGGCUAUUAAAGAGCUUGGAGAUGAUAGCGAUACCAGCAGUGUCGAAAUUAAGGACGGUGAGGAUAAAAGGAAGGUUCCAUUGAGUACAUUGUUCAGGUAUGCUACUGCUUUCGAUUAUUUCAUCAUGGUCAUUGGAGGUCUCGCUGCCUUGGCACACGGUGCUGGCUGGCCGGUACUCAAUCUUUUCUUUGGUGAUCUUAUUGAUGAAUUCAUUGACUUUGAUACUGAUAAUACCACUGCUAUUCCAAUCCUCCCACCUGGCGUGACGUACCCUCCCUUUGAUCCGAUGGAGGAGUUUGAUAAGCAGAUGAGAAAGUAUGCCUUGACAUUUACUUAUGUCGGGAUAGCCGUUGUGUUUGCUUCAUACAUACAGGUAUCAUGUUGGAGUCUGUCGUGCGAGAGGCAGAGCCAUAAACUAAGGAAGGAAUUCUUCCGAGCCAUUCUCCAUCAAGAGAUUGCAUGGUUUGAUAAGCACCAAAGUGGAGAGCUUACGUCUAGAUUAGCAGAUGACAUGGAGAGGGUUCGAGAAGGUCUGGGUGACAAGAUCGCUGUUUGCCUUCAGUUUUUAUCCCAGUUUGCAACAGGUUUUGCCAUUGGAUUCUGGAAGAGCUGGGAGCUUACUCUUGUUAUCAUGUCACUGACGCCUCUUCUUGCCAUAGCAGGUGGAUUCAUGGCCUUCUUGAUAACAUCAUUCUCCAAAGCAGAGCAGGAGGCCUAUGCCAAGGCUGGCAGUGUUUCUGAAGAGGUUUUGGCUUGCAUAAGGACUGUCAUAGCAUUUGGAGGAGAACACAAAGAAAUUAAGAGAUAUGAGAAAGAGUUGGAAGGUGCAAAGAAGAUUGGAAUAAAGAAGGGAGUCAUCACAGCCUUUGGUCUUGGUCUAACUUUCUUCAUCAUGUUCUCAGCGUAUGCAUUAGCUUUCUGGUAUGGGCCUAAGAUGGUCAGCGAAGGUCGUCUGACUGGAGGAGAGGUCAUGACCGUCUUUUUCUGUAUCAUGAUUGGAUCGUUCUCGAUCGGGAACAUGAUCCCGCCUCUCAGCACCGUGGCAACGGCAAGGGGAGCGGCCGUGAUGCUCUUUGAUGUUAUCGAUGAGGAGCCUGUAAUCGAUAUGCGCUCCGAGGAAGGUCUAAAACCCAACACCAUAACAGGGAACAUUGACUUUGAAAAGGUUGAAUUCACGUACCCAUCUCGCCCUGAUGUACCUGUCUUGAAGGGUAUUAGUCUGAGCGUUAAGACAGGACAGACUGUCGCCCUCGUGGGUUCUAGCGGAUGCGGGAAAUCGACAACAGUCAAUCUCUUGUUGAGGUUCUAUGAUAUUCUUGGAGGAAGGAUAUUAAUCGAUGGCAAUGAAGUACGUGACCUGAACCUUCGAUGGCUUCGUCAACACAUUGGUGUCGUUAGCCAGGAGCCGGUCCUGUUCAACUGUUCCAUAGAAACCAACAUCUCUUACGGACGUGAUGGUGUCACUAAGGAGGAGAUGGUCAAUGCUGCUAAGAUGGCCAAUGCUCAUGAUUUCAUCAUGAAAUUACCCAAGGGUUAUGAUACAAUUGUUGGUGAGCGUGGAGCCCAGUUGUCUGGUGGUCAGAAGCAGAGAGUAGCCAUCGCUAGAGCUCUGGUCAGUAACCCUAGUAUUCUACUCCUUGACGAAGCUACUUCUGCUUUGGAUAGUGAGAGUGAGAAGGUGGUCCAACAGGCUUUAGACAGGGCCUCUGAGGGACGCACCACCAUCGUCAUCGCCCAUCGCCUGUCUACCAUCCAGAAUGCUGACAUCAUCUACGCAUUGAAUGAUGGGAAGGUGGUGGAGUUUGGAACCCACGCAGAGCUAAUGAAAGCUGAUGGAACCUACAAACAAUUGGUAACCCUCCAGAUGAUAGGCAUGGAGGAAGGGGAAGAUGAUGAAGAUGAAGAAGGAGACAGCAAACACCAGACAGAUAAGCUGGCCAGACAGCUCUCUCGUCAGAAGUCUCGUCACAUGUCAACAAGCAGCAAUCAGGAUAAAAAGAAAGAUGAAACAGAAGAGGAGGAAGAAGAGAUUCCUAAAGCUAGUUACUGGGAGGUUCUGAAGCUGAACGCCCCUGAGUGGUAUCUGAUCGCCAUCGGCUGUUUCUUUUCAGCCAUUCUCGGAGUCACUAUGCCGGUCUUUGCUAUCCUUUUCAGUGAGAUCAUCAAGAUCUUUAGUUUACCUUCCGACGAGAUGACGGAGCAAGCCGUGUUUUGGUCCUGUAUGUUUGUAGCUCUGGGCGGGACCAUGUUUGUUGGAUAUGCCGUCAGCAUCACGUGUCUUGCAAUAUCCGGAGAACGACUGACGAUGCGGCUACGUAGUAAAGCAUUCUCCACCAUUCUUAGACAGGACGUUGCCUACUUUGACCAACCUACUCACAGCACUGGUGCCUUAGCUACACGUCUUUCUGCUGAUGCUUCUAAUGUGAAAGGGGCCACAGGGGUGCGUCUCAGCACUCUCUUCCAGACAGCAGUUACCUUGGCUGCAGCCAUCGUUAUAGGGUUUGUCUUUGGCUGGAAGUUAGCCUUGGUUGUCUUAGCUUGUGUCCCGUUGCUUGUUGCUGCUGGCGGGUUGCAGCUGAGGCUAAUGCAAGGAACUCAGAAAAGAGACUCUGAAUUACUUGAAGAAGCUGGAAAGAUUGCCGCUGAAGCAAUAGAGAAUGUCCGAACUGUUGCCUCACUCACCCUAGAAGAUAAAAUGUACCAGGGAUAUGCUGACAUGCUCCAGCUACCAUUUGUUCAGGGCCAGAUCAACACGCAGUAUUAUGCCAUAGCGUUUGGUAUCACCCAAGGGAUGGUGUUCUUCCUGUAUGCUGCAGCCUUCAGGUUUGGGGGUUACCUCGUUGCUCAGGGAGAGAUGACCACAGAUGAAGUAUUCAAAGUUGUCUUUGGUAUUGCCUUUGCUGGUAUUUCACUUGGUCAAGCCUCAGCAUUCUUGCCAGACUAUGCCAAAGCCAGGCACUCUGCCAACAUCAUUUUGAAUUUAUUCGCCACCAAACCUCUCAUUGAUAACUACUCCAAGAGUGGCCUAAGACCAAGUAAUUUGAAUGGAGAGAUUUCCUACGAUGCCAUCAAUUUCAAGUAUCCUACAAGACCCGACAUUGAGAUUCUCAAAGGACUGAGUUUAACCAUCAAACCGGGCCAGACUGUGGCUCUUGUAGGAGAGAGCGGGUGUGGAAAGAGUACCCUGGUAUCACUCCUUGAGAGAUUCUAUGAUCCAGAACUAGGCUCUGUGUCUGUUGAUGGCAAUAGCAUCAAGGAUCUCAACGUCCAGUGGCUUAGAGCAAACAUGUCAGUCGUUAGUCAGGAGCCCAUUCUCUUCGCCUGUUCAAUCAAAGAAAAUAUUCAGUACAGCGUGGAUAAGGAGAUGGACAUGGCUGACAUCGAGAGGGUCGCCAAGAUGGCUAAUAUCCACGGUUUCAUCUCAGGUUUGCCUAUGGGAUAUGAUACGCUAGUAGGAGAGAAAGGAGCUCAGUUAUCUGGAGGGCAGAAACAGAGAGUAGCCAUUGCCAGAGCUCUGGCCAGGAAUCCACGGAUCCUACUCCUCGAUGAAGCUACUUCAGCACUUGAUACAGAAAGUGAAAAGAUUGUGCAAGAGGCUCUAGACGCUGCAGUAGAAGGCAGGACCUCUAUUGUCAUUGCUCAUCGUCUCUCCACGGUUCAGAACGCUGACGUCAUCGCUGUUAUCAGAGAUGGGAUCGUUGUCGAGAGCGGAAGUCACCAAGAACUUCUCAACAAGAAGGGUCAUUAUUACACCCUGACAGGAGGUCAAAGGUCAUAAUGGCCAUUACCAGGAUAGACUAUUAUCCAGCCUUUUAUAAGAACAAAAAAUAUAUGAUUGGUUCAUCUAAUUCAUCUCGGAGAUAUAAUAUGCCAUCG
Lytechinus variegatus (green sea urchin) is the source of this 4166-nucleotide messenger RNA. Its product is annotated as ATP-dependent translocase ABCB1-like. Gene Ontology annotation, molecular function: ATP binding; ATP hydrolysis activity; ABC-type transporter activity. Gene Ontology annotation, biological process: transmembrane transport. NCBI's taxonomy places the organism in Eukaryota, Metazoa, Echinodermata, Echinoidea, Temnopleuroida, Toxopneustidae. Bases 157 to 4068 code for a protein of 1303 amino acids. Gene Ontology annotation, cellular component: membrane. The record is from RefSeq and is a predicted model, not a curated record. The transcript has 25 exons.